UUUGAAGACCAUUCUUCUCUCUCUUCGUGUCUUCCUCUUCUUUUUCUCUCUAUCUUCUCACAUUUCGGCAAAUUUUCGAAGUUGCAGUGCAGCCAUGGGAACCCAAGGUCCACCCACCAGUAUAGAUGAAAAAUUAGCAAGGCAGAAGGAGAUCGACGAUUGGCUGCCCAUUUCUUCCUCCAGGAAUGCAAAAUGGUGGUAUUCAGCAUUCCACAAUGUUACUGCCAUGGUCGGAGCUGGUGUCCUCGGUCUCCCUUACGCCAUGUCCGAGCUUGGAUGGGGUCCUGGUGUGGUGAUAAUGGUGCUAUCAUGGAUCAUUACUCUUUACACACUAUGGCAAAUGGUCGAGAUGCAUGAGAUGGUUCCUGGGAAAAGGUUUGACAGAUACCACGAACUGGGUCAGCAUGCCUUCGGCGAGAAGCUCGGCCUCUACAUUGUGGUGCCUCAACAGCUUAUCGUUGAAGUGGGCGUAGACAUAGUGUACAUGGUGACCGGAGGAAAAUCACUGAAGAAAUUCCAUGACACCGUCUGCAGUACCUGCAAGCCGAUAAAACUUACCUACUUCAUCAUGAUCUUCGCCUCUGUUCAUUUCGUGCUCUCCCAUCUCCCCAACUUCAACUCCAUCUCUGGUGUUUCUCUUGCAGCUGCAGUCAUGUCCUUGAGUUACUCUACCAUUGCUUGGGGAGCUUCCGUGGAUAAGGGCGUUCAGGACAAUGUGGAGUAUGGCUACAAAGCCAAGUCCACAGCAGGGACUGUCUUCAACUUCUUCAGUGCGUUGGGCGAAGUGGCUUUUGCCUAUGCUGGGCACAAUGUGGUCUUAGAGAUCCAAGCAACCAUACCUUCUACACCUGAGAAGCCAUCUAAGGGACCCAUGUGGAGAGGAGUGAUUGUGGCCUAUAUAGUUGUGGCUUUGUGUUACUUCCCCGUGGCUCUAAUUGGAUACUGGAUGUUUGGGAAUGCGGUGUCAGACAACAUUUUGAUCUCAUUGGAGAACCCUGCAUGGCUUAUUGCUAUGGCCAACAUGUUCGUGGUCAUCCAUGUUAUUGGAAGCUAUCAGAUUUAUGCUAUGCCAGUGUUUGAUAUGAUAGAAACCGUCUUGGUAAAGAAACUGCAUUUCAAACCCAGCACUGCCCUUCGGUUCAUCUCUCGGAAUAUAUAUGUUGCAUUCACAAUGUUUGUCGGCAUCACAUUCCCCUUCUUUAGUGGCCUUCUGAGUUUCUUUGGAGGAUUUGCUUUUGCGCCUACAACGUACUUUCUGCCUUGCGUAAUGUGGCUCGCCAUUUACAAGCCUAAGAAAUACAGCCUAUCUUGGAUAGCUAACUGGAUCUGCAUUAUUCUGGGACUUUUGUUGAUGAUUUUGGCACCUAUUGGAGCGUUGAGGAACAUCAUAAUCGAAGCAAAAACCUAUGAAUUCUACUCUUAAACCAUCCUCCCACGCCAAAAAAAGAAGGGGGUUGUGAAAUCUACAGCAAUUUCCCCCCCACCCCCCUGCAGAGAAACAUUUAUGCAGAUGAUGAUACCCAGUUACAAACAGUGACCAAUGGUUUAUGGUUGAACAGGGGUUGUGCAGUAAUUAUUGGGAACUAAAUAGUUGGCUAAAUACAAAGACAAUUAUAACAAAAUUUCAUAUAGGACUUCACUGUUUUCUCCAUUGCCAUGUUCGUGCUAGUGUUUGUACGUUCUUUUUUUGCGUUUGUUUCUGGAAAUGGGUUCCGUUGAUUUUCAUCAGUUUCGAUAUUGAAAUAGGAAUACGUAAAGUUGAUGUUUUGCCUGAGCGGGCCACUGUCACUGAAUCACCUUGAAAGCCAUAAGUCUUUUCUCAUCUGAAGCAGAGCACGAUUGGCAUGUAUCUAUUGUCUGUAUUUGAGACAAAUGAAUAUAUAAGUUUGCCAGUAAAAUACACAACUGGGUCCAGUUUUGAAA
Messenger RNA from Vitis riparia (riverbank grape), 1923 nucleotides. RefSeq names its product lysine histidine transporter 1. Gene Ontology annotation, cellular component: plasma membrane. The coding region runs from base 95 to 1423 and encodes 442 amino acids. Lineage: Eukaryota; Viridiplantae; Streptophyta; Magnoliopsida; Vitales; Vitaceae. The transcript has 8 exons. The record is from RefSeq and is a predicted model, not a curated record.